Messenger RNA from Chaetomium strumarium, 1584 nucleotides. Its product is annotated as SAC3/GANP/Nin1/mts3/eIF-3 p25 family-domain-containing protein. Gene Ontology annotation, cellular component: nucleus. The transcript has 3 exons. The coding region runs from base 1 to 1584 and encodes 527 amino acids. Lineage: Eukaryota; Fungi; Ascomycota; Sordariomycetes; Sordariales; Chaetomiaceae. The record is from RefSeq and is a predicted model, not a curated record.
AUGAUGCCGACUUGGCCAGCCGCCCCACCGCCUUCGGGCGCUCAGCCAUCGAAUGGGUACACAGCUUCUUAUUCUGCUCCCGCCUACACAACGGUUCAGGUCCGACAGUCGUUCGGCCAGUCCUACUCCACCCCGCAACCUCCCUACCCCAUCGCACAUGCUUACGGCCACUCCCAAUCCCUUUCGCCGCCCAACACAGCUAAUAUUGCACCGAACGUGACUGCCGCGCCCCCUGCAGCCCAGGAGCAGGCUAAGACAAAGAUCGACUGGCCAGAGUCGGUUCGCCGAUACGUCCAGCGAUCUUUCAUGCCUGCCAAUAUAGAUCCGAGCGUCCCGAGGCAGGAAAUGGAAGCCAAGCUCAAGCACACAAUUACCCAAGCCCACGAGAACGGCGUCAUGUAUUCGCUCGACUGGAACACCAUGCCACUUCCUCAGCACAUGAUCCGCGAGGAACGCGCGCGAUCGUUGCUUCCUCUCCACUCGAAGCCACAGGCCCAGACCCCAUCUCCGGUCCCUGGCACCAGCGCUGUGUCCAAGAAGAGGAAGUCUUGGGAUCUGACAGACCCGGCAGCUCCUUCAUCGACCUCCCCGCCUUGGCGCAAUGGGCCGGGCCGCCUUGAGGACCGUGUCUCCUUCUCGUCUGACAAACGUCAGCCCAGCGACGAGCUUCUCCCGAAACAAACAAGUAAGUUCAACAGAGCGGACAAGCGCCAGAAACGCACCGACGGAGAGUACAAGACCUUUCGUGAAGACACUCCUCCACCCUCCGAGGGUCCGGUUGUUGGGACUUGCCAAGAUCUGGAGAAGCGCUAUCUCCGCCUCACCGCGGCUCCAAAGCCUUCUCAAGUCCGUCCUCCGCACAUCUUGCGCCAGACGCUGGAGCUCCUCAAAAAGAGGUGGAAGAAGGAUCAGAAUUACUCGUACAUUUGCGACCAGUUCAAGUCCAUGAGACAGGAUCUCACAGUCCAGCGUAUUCGGGAUGACUUCACCGUUGAGGUGUAUGAAAUUCAUGCCCGAAUUGCGUUGGAAAAGGGGGAUCUCGGUGAGUACAAUCAGUGCCAGACCCAGCUCAAGGCGCUGUACAAGCUGGGUCUGAAAGGCAAGGCCAAUGAGUUCAAGGCGUAUCGAAUCUUGUAUUACAUCCACACAGCGAACCGCACAGAGCUGAAUAACGCUCUGGCCGAUCUAACUGCUGCAGAAAAGACGGACAAGGCCAUCAAGCACGCCCUAGACGUGCGUUCCGCCUUGGCCUUAGGCAACUACCACAGAUUCUUCCAGCUCUACAACGAGACGCCCAACAUGGGCGCAUAUCUCAUGGACAUGUUUGUCGGCCGAGAGCGUUUAGCUGCGUUGUGUAAUAUCUGCAGGGCGUACAAACCAGACGUGCCGCUACGCUUCGUUACCGAAGAGCUCUACUUCGAAUCUGAUAUGGAGGCGGCACAGUUCAUCAUUGACCAUGGCGGCCAGGACCUCCUCGAAGAGCGCAACAACACCAUCGUGUUCCUGACUGCUAAAGCGGGCCAGACGUUUGAAGGCCCUCGCACUGCAGCCUUCUCGCGCGUCGACAUCAAAGGCCAGAUCUGA